Setaria italica (foxtail millet) is the source of this 1692-nucleotide messenger RNA. Its product is annotated as trafficking protein particle complex subunit 13. Gene Ontology annotation, cellular component: TRAPPIII protein complex. The record is from RefSeq and is a predicted model, not a curated record. Lineage: Eukaryota; Viridiplantae; Streptophyta; Magnoliopsida; Poales; Poaceae. The transcript is spliced from 12 exons. Bases 72 to 1463 code for a protein of 463 amino acids.
AGCUCGGCUGCCGCGAGCGCGCAGACUCCCGAACCGAAGCCGCGUCCAGAUCUCUACCCCCGUCUCCGGCGAUGGCGUCGCCCUACGCCGGCGGCGUGCAGUCGCCGUCCCCGGCCGCGGCGGCGGCGGUGCAACAGCAGCAGCAAAACCACUCGCUGGCGUUCCGCGUGAUGCGGCUGUCCCGCCCCUCGCUCCAGCCCGACCCGACCGCGCUGCUCCGCUUCGACCCGCGCGACGUCUUCCUCCCGGAGGACGCGCUCACCGGCCCCGACCCGUCCGCCGCCGCCGACUUCCUUCACGGCCUCCUCCACCCGCCGGACUCCACCGCCGCCGUACCUGGGGACUUCACCUUCCGCGACCGCUUCUUCCUCCGCGACCACGCCGACGCCCUCGCGCUGCCGGGGCUCCUCGUUCUCCCCCAGUCCUUCGGGGCGAUCUAUUUGGGCGAGACCUUCUGCAGCUACAUCAGCAUCAACAACAGCUCAAGCUUCGAGGCCAGGGACGUCGUCAUCAAGGCAGAAAUACAAACGGAGAGACAGAGAAUACUUCUUCUAGAUACAUCAAAGUCCCCUGUUGAGUCAAUUAGAUCAGGAGGGCGAUAUGAUUUCAUUGUGGAGCAUGACGUCAAAGAACUAGGAGCGCAUACGCUUGUAUGUACUGCUUUAUAUAAUGAUGCUGAUGGAGAGCGUAAAUAUCUUCCCCAGUUCUUUAAGUUCUCUGUCUCAAACCCAUUAUCUGUCAGGACAAAGGUUCGCACCAUCAAGGACAUUACGUAUCUGGAAGCCUGCAUAGAGAACCAUACAAAAUCUAAUCUUUACAUGGAUCAAGUUGAUUUUGAGCCUGCCCAACAAUGGAAGGCUACAAGAUUGGAAGCUGAUGAGCAUCCCUCAGCAGUGAAGUCUGAAAUAGGGGACCUCUGCAAACAACCUAUCCUCAUCAGAGCUGGGGGAGGAAUAUACAAUUACCUUUAUCAGCUCAGAUCAUCAUCUGAUGAGGCUGCUCAACCCAAGUCAGAGUUAAGCAGUACACUUGGUAAAUUUCAGAUAACAUGGCGUACAAAUCUGGGGGAACCGGGCCGCUUGCAGACUCAAAACAUUCAUAGCACUCCGACAGCAAGUAAAGAUGUUGAUCUACGCGCUGUGAAAGUUCCACCUAUCAUAUAUGCGGAAAGACCAUUUAUGGUCAAUCUUUGUCUUACAAACCAAACAGACAAAACUGUUGGCCCUUUCGAAGUAUUUCUAGCUCCAAGCAUGACCGGUGAAGAAAGUGCUGUUCUAGUCAAUGGACUACAGAAGUUGAUUUUACCUUUGGUGGAGGCUUUUGAGUCUAUCAAAUUUGAUCUGAGCAUGGUAGCCACCCAGCUAGGAGUGCAAAAGAUUUCCGGAAUUACCAUGUACGCAGUGCAGGAAAAGAAGUACUACGAACCUUUGUCUGACAUAGAGAUUUUUGUUGAUGCAGAAUAGAACGCCGCAUAGAGAGAUACCUUUCCACCCUUUCCCUUACCAUGGGAGGUAUACAUAGCUUGCAUUGAACACGGUGUUGCUGAUGUAAUUGUGCUUAUUAAACAGCGGAUGCAUCCGGUUGUAAUUAAUACUUACUGUCAAUUUAUUUCUAUUGGAUGCCGUGUGAGAACAGGGUUGGUUUUGUUGGCCCAUCAGGAUUUUGCUAACAUCUUGCAUAACAUUACAUCAA